Molecule: messenger RNA, 447 nt
Organism: Andrographis paniculata
Lineage: Eukaryota; Viridiplantae; Streptophyta; Magnoliopsida; Lamiales; Acanthaceae
Product: secreted RxLR effector protein 161-like
Exons: 1
Coding region: 1-447 (148 amino acids)
Source: RefSeq, a predicted model, not a curated record
AUGGACCUCAGCGUACACUUGAGCAAGAAUAGGGGAGACCCUGUAGCUCAAGAAGAUUAUGCCAAAAUUAUUGGAAGCCUAAUGUACUUAACAAAUUGUACAAGGCCUGACCUGACUUGCCCUGUAAACAAGCUGAGUCGAUACAUUAGCAUCCCCAGUCAUGAACACUGGAAAGCGCUAGUAAGAGUAUUAAGUUAUCUUAAAUUUACUCUGAAUUUUGGCAUACACUAUGCGAAAUAUCCACCGGUACUCGAAGGGUACUACGAUGCCAAUUGGAUAUCCGAUGCAAAAGACUCACUAUCUACAAAUGGAUAUGUAUUUACGAUUGGAGGAGGAGCUGUCUCGUGGAAAUCCACAAAACAGACAUGCAUUGCAUGGUCCACAAUGGAAUUAGAGUUCAUCACCUUAGACAAAGCUGGCAAAGAAGCCGAAUGGCUGAGGAACUGA